Molecule: messenger RNA, 864 nt
Organism: Pyricularia grisea
Lineage: Eukaryota; Fungi; Ascomycota; Sordariomycetes; Magnaporthales; Pyriculariaceae
Exons: 2
Coding region: 141-647 (168 amino acids)
Source: RefSeq, a predicted model, not a curated record
CACCAUCAUAACUGCAAUCCAUACUCGCGCGAUACAAAUAACCCAAGAAACUGCCCUGCGAUCGUACCAAGCAUCGCCUGCCCAACUGCUGUAAUUCCAGGCCAGCAAUAAUCGCAUUUCUACAAUACACAAAAAACAAGAUGAUCUCCAGCAGGUUUAUGGGAGGAAGCAUCCUCCGACAAGCCUCCAGAACAGCGUGCCGCGCACCAGCGCACUCGAUCGCCGCGCCCACCAUCCUCAGGCAGCUCCAGGCGCAGCAGCAGCAACGACGGCUGCUGACGUCCGAGGUGCGACAGGCCAUCGACAAGGCGGUUGCGUCUGCGCCCGUCGUCCUCUUCAUGAAGGGCACGCCCGAGACCCCGCAGUGCGGCUUCUCGCGAGCCAGCAUCCAGAUCCUCAGCAUGCAGGGCGUCGACCCGGAAAAGUUUGCCGCCUACAACGUCCUCGAGGACCAGAGCCUGAGGGAAGGCAUCAAGGAGUACUCGGAGUGGCCCACCAUCCCCCAGGUCUACAUUGACAAGGAGUUUGUCGGCGGCUGCGAUAUUCUCGUCUCGAUGCACCAGAGCGGCGAGCUCGGAAAGAUGUUGGCCGAGAAGGGAGUGCUCAUCAAGGGGCAGGAGGGCGAGGCUGAUACCAAGUCGGAGUAGAGACAAAGCGGGGGAUUUUAUUUUGCCAAAAUGGAAAGGAGAGGAGGGGGAAGGGAAAGGGAAUGUAUAACAAUGUGUUACGUGAGGACCGGAGAAUGAUGUGGCUAUUUGUCAAAGAAACGCCCAUCAAAAUGAACAUGUACGAGACUGCUUUUUUUUUUGUCCUGUGCUGAUAUAUGUAUAUAAAAAUACCUUUAGAUAUAAUCCGUUCGACUCC